Osmerus eperlanus (European smelt) is the source of this 2076-nucleotide messenger RNA. It is a transcript of the gene veph1, whose product is annotated as ventricular zone expressed PH domain-containing 1. Gene Ontology annotation, molecular function: phosphatidylinositol-5-phosphate binding. The coding region runs from base 1 to 2076 and encodes 691 amino acids. The transcript is spliced from 13 exons. Lineage: Eukaryota; Metazoa; Chordata; Actinopteri; Osmeriformes; Osmeridae. Gene Ontology annotation, biological process: regulation of signal transduction. Gene Ontology annotation, cellular component: plasma membrane. The record is from RefSeq and is a predicted model, not a curated record.
AUGCACCAGCUGUUCAGCCUGGUUCUGGCCCAGAGGGACCUGUCCCGAGCCAGGGACCUGUUCUCGCUGGACGACUUGGAGAUUGAGGACGGGUUGUCACAGGCCCUGGAGGAGAUCAAGGACAUCACAAACCUGCAGGACUAUCGGACCAAUGACAACGACCAGGCAGUGGUGGAGAUCUGCAUCACGCGCAUCACCACGGCGAUCCGGGAGACAAGCUCCAUCGAGCGCCACGGGCUUGCGCUGGUGGGUCUGUGGGAGUCGUGCCUGGAACACAACCUCACACCCCAGGGAGAGACCGAGGACACGCCCCACGCCAAAAUAGCCUCAGACAUCACGAGCUGUAUACUACAGAACUACAGCCGUCCUCCCGUCAUGGUGCUGGCUGUGCACGUGGCAGUCCGCUUCCUCCAGCGGGGCAACAGAGAGCUGAGCAGGAACAUGUCCAGCUACCUCUCCCUGGCCGCCAUCGCCAAGGCCGACCUGCUGGCUGAACACACCCAGGCCAUCACCCUGAGUGUGCUGGGAGGUAACCACAUGCUUUUACGUGUGCUGCCGUCAGUCUACCCCAAACAGCCAGACGCCAUCCACCGUCACCUGGGCAACCUGACCGCCAUGAUGUCACAGCUGGAGUCCCCCGAGCAAAAACACCUGUUGAGACUGAUCCAGAUGGUCGCUGAGCAACAUCCUCUCAUACUAAGCCCCCAUGUUCCUGUCCUAGUUGGUUACCUAAGCGACCCAUCUCUGAACGAGGCCGUGCUCUGCAUGCUCGUAGAUGUGUCACAGGCCAGCCCCUCCUCCUUGGUCAGCUUCCUGCCCACCCUGAGGAUUGUGGGACAACAGUCCCCCAGCUUCCUCAGUCACGUGGCCAAGAUCCAUAGAGCAGUUGGCAUUAUUAAUGAGGCCUGGGCACGCAGCUCCCUGGCCUACCUGGUGUCCCUGCUGGGCAGCAUGGAGCACAGCCUGCACCACGGCCUGCUGCUGGAGGUGAGGGGCCUGACAGAGCGACACGCUUCCAUCCUGGGGGGCUGCAGCAGAGACAUCUACAGGAUGAGCAACAGCUUCACCGCCAUCGCACGUCUGCUGGGGAGGAGGCUGGAACAGUCAAAAAGCCUGGCUGCACACACGAUGCGGUCACGUUCAGUUAACUCCGACAGCGGUCACGAUGAAGAAGGGGUGGAGCUGGCGGAGGAGAAGUGGGAGGUGGACAGGCUGUAUGUCCACCUGAGAGAUAACAUGGAGAAAAUCAAGGAGUUCUGCUCACCCAUGCUCCGGCAGAUCCCCAUCCCAGAACAGUGUGUCAUAGAAGACUCAAACCGCGGUUGUGUGGCCAAACUGUCGUUCUCCUGCCCCCUGAAGGGCCACUACUGUCUAUACGGCAAGUCCUGCUUCAAUCUGACCAGCCGCCAGCCUCACCUGUGGAUCAACAUCAUGCUGCUUCACUUGCAGAGUAAGUCCAGCUCUCCCCUGUCCUCCAGGGAGCAGAAUGUGCAGAGGCUGGCCUCCCUGUGGGAGAGGACCCAGCUGAAGGGGGCUCACAGUUUCUACAUGGCCAUGAUGCAACACCCCACCCCACACAAGAAGGACCUGGACAGUCUACAGAUCCACCUGGAGGAGGUGCAUUUCUUUGACCUGUUUGGCUACAGUGAGGACGAGGCUGCUUGGCUUUGCUUCAUGUGCAACAACCCAGACAAGGCUUCAGUAGUAAACCAGGAGGGCCAGCCCCUGAUGGAGGGGAAGCUAAAGGAGAAGCAGGUACGCUGGAAGUUCAUCAAGCGCUGGAAGACCCGCUACUUCACACUGGCAGGAAACCAGUUGCUCUUCAGGAAGAACAAGUCGAAGUAUGAGCUGGACGACAGCCCUAUUGAGCUGAGCAAGGUGCAGAGUGUCAAGGUGGUGGUUAAGAAGCGGCGUGAUUGCGGUCUGCCACGGGCAUUUGAGAUCUUCACAGACAAUAAGACGUAUGUGCUGAAAGCCCGGGACGAGAAGCACGCUGAGGAGUGGCUGCAGUGCAUCAACGUGGCUGUGGCCCAGGCCAGAGAGAGAGAGAACCGCGAGGCUACCACCUACCUGUGA